This is a messenger RNA of Symbiodinium natans, 2349 nucleotides long. The record is from the annotation of a GenBank genome assembly. NCBI's taxonomy places the organism in Eukaryota, Dinophyceae, Suessiales, Symbiodiniaceae.
AUGGCGGGACGCUCACAGGUGGCAGCUCCGCCUGCAUCAGCACUGCCAAGCAAGUUUCGGCUGAUCGUGGCAGAUGGAUCCAUCAGUGGAGGAUCCAUCAUGCAGAUGCUGGAGCUGCCUCUGCCGCUGACCAUGGGCAAGAUUGCCGCCUUACUGGAGAGUAAGCCCGCGUUCCGGUUUAAGGAGCUUUGCGAGCAGAAAGGCGUCACAUCUUUGGACGUCCAGAUUCGUCUCCAAGGUUUGGAUGGUCAGAGAAGGUGCCCCCUGCACACUGACGAAGACAUUGAAGUCUUCCUGAACAAUCUACAGAUCAGCAAAAUUCCAGUGAUAGAGGCCCAGCUGCCACAGGAAAGUUCGCUGGCAAUAGCGUCAGAGCACCACCAGCGCGGUGUGCAAGCUGGCAGGCAGCGUGGCCGAGAUCCGCGGGAUCAGAUCGAGGAGCUCGAGGAUGCCAACUUCAAGCUCACCCGGGCAACUGACCGCGUGGAACGCAGACUUGCAGAACUGGAGCGGCUGAUCGCCACCACUGAUGAAAGGACCGAGAGAACGGUCGGCAUAGCACGCCGUGAGAUGAACGAAGUGCUGGACAAAGCACUUCAGGAUGUGAACCAGAAGAUAACAGGUCUGAAGGAUGACGACGCAGCCAUCCUUCGCGACCUUGACGAAGUCAGGCAACACAGCAACUCCGUGAAGCAGCUGGAUGCAAAGCACCACAAGGAGAUCCUGGACCAACUCGAUGCCUUUGGUCUUCGGGUGGAUGAGCAGUUUGAUGAGGUCAAUGCCAGCCUCGACAAGCUACAGGAGGAGGACUACCGCCUGGACACGGAGGCGCAAGCGACAAAGGAGGAUCACAGGAUACAGCUCGAAUCUCACCUGGAUGAGCUGCAGAGAUUGGAGGAGGCCAAGGUGAGCGUGAACCUGUGGCAAUCAGAGGGCAACGCAAUGGCCGAAAGGAUCACAAAGGACGUGGAAUCCUUGAAGGAGCAGAUGAAAGAGGAACUGGCCGACCUGAACACGCGCUUCGGAAAUGAGUGUGAACUGACCACUCAGAGACUGACGAAGGAGCAGUCGGAACGAGUAGCACGGGACGACAUGUUGGACAGGACCCUACAAGAGACCACCAGCCGCUUGGAUGCGGAGUUGGUCAGGCUCGACAGCGACACUCAGGACAAGUUCAAAGAGGCGAGGGAUGCCUUGGAGGACACUCGCCAAUCACUGUCCACCACCUUCCAAACUCAGGUGUCUGAACUAUCCGAAAGAACUGACAAACACUUCGACCAGCUAGAGCACACCGUCGAGCACAAGGAUGAGAAGAUCCACACGCGCGUGGACGAGCUAACAGCCAAAAGCGAGGCCACUUUUCAAAGUAUUGCUGAGCGAAUGGAUGCGAUGGUACAAGAAGAGCGGGCGAGGCUGGGUCAGCUCAACCAAGACCUGUCCGAGAGUGUCAUCAAAGUUCGUUCGGACUUGCAUUCGGCGAUAGAGCGAGUCAGGACAGACUACGAAGAAGAAGCAGCACGUUUAGACGCAGACUUGGGCGACUUGCACAUGAAGUACGAUGUGGCCAAGCAAGAAAUCAACUUCUUCCAAUCUAAGCUGAAGGAACAGCGCGACUGGACAGAGAAGUGCCUCGCAGAAAGCGGGUCUGUAACUCGAUCAGCAGCCCUGGAGUCUCAGGAAGGCUUGGCAGCUACAACGAAGAUGCUACAUGCUCUUCGAGACGAUGCUGUCAGUUUCCGUGAGAAGAUGGCUAAAUACAUCAGCAUUUUGCAGCACUCGUCUGAUCAGCAGGGUGAAGCCCUCAAUUCGCUGGAGCUCAACCGCACGUCGAUGAGGGCAGAACUGGACGCGCUGCUCAAGGACCAUCAGGAAUACACUGGUGACAUGGAUAGCUGGGCGAAGGACACCAAUGUCCAGGUUGAGAGACUCUUCCGCGCACUUGAGCCGACAAAGGUUGAAUGGAGAAUAGAGAGGGCCAUGCACAAGUCGAAGGAGCUCAGAAAGCCUCUGGCUUUGAAGUCUUCCGCCUUCGGCAUCAAAGGCAUUCAGGAGGGCUUUAUGGAGUUCUACCCUGAAGGGAACAACAACUCGCCAGAGGGCAAGGCGGUACUGCGCCUCUACGUUCCACCUCAGGCCCACGUCCGCUACCAGUGUUGGGUUGGCAAAGACUCGGACGGCGCGAAAGAGCGAGCUCCGUCGACAGACACGUUAUAUGUGGACAUGUUCCUCUCAGACUGGGAGGACCAGCUCACGGAGGAGGGUGCAAUACUCGUGCUGUUGGAGGUGCUGAGGGACUACAACAACGAUGAUGCGUCCUUGUCCAGGGAGAUCCGCAUCAACAGCGCUUAA